AUGAUUCAAUACAUCAAAAAAGAUCUAUUCAAGGCAGCUUCUCCUUCAAUUUUAGCUCAUGCAUGUAAUACACAUGGUAUGUGGGGUGGUGGGAUUGCACUUCAAUUUUCCAAAAGAUUCCCAUCAACUGAAAAAAUAUAUGUCAACCAUUGCUCCAAAUAUUCAGCUGAAGAAUUACUGGGUACCACGUUAUUAAUCAAUUCAAGUCCAAAAGAUCCUGGUAAUACUGGUACAGAUUCGACCCAUGUGAUUGCUUGUUUGUUCACAAGUGAAGGAGGUGGUGGGAAUGCUGAUUCGCCUAAACAAAUUGUGAACAAUACUCAAAAGGCUAUAAGUGAUCUUGAAACUCAAUUGGAUAAUGCUAAAGAAGAUUGGCUAGUUGCAACUCAAAAAGAAGGAGAUUGGUUAGUUGAAAUGCCAAAGAUCAAUGCUGGAAUAUUUAGAGUCCCAUGGGAAGAUACAGAGGCUGUCCUGAAAGGUAGUAAGCUAGACUAUAAUGUCUACGUUAUUUGA
This is a messenger RNA of Hansenula anomala, 513 nucleotides long. RefSeq names its product ADP-ribose 1''-phosphate phosphatase (gene POA1). Lineage: Eukaryota; Fungi; Ascomycota; Saccharomycetes; Phaffomycetales; Wickerhamomycetaceae. The record is from RefSeq and is a predicted model, not a curated record. Gene Ontology annotation, biological process: peptidyl-glutamate ADP-deribosylation. Bases 1 to 513 code for a protein of 170 amino acids. The transcript has a single exon.